This is a messenger RNA of Labrus mixtus (cuckoo wrasse), 4325 nucleotides long. RefSeq names its product kinesin-like protein KIF20B. Gene Ontology annotation, biological process: microtubule-based movement. Gene Ontology annotation, cellular component: nucleus; microtubule; kinesin complex. The transcript is spliced from 32 exons. Lineage: Eukaryota; Metazoa; Chordata; Actinopteri; Labriformes; Labridae. The coding region runs from base 135 to 4169 and encodes 1344 amino acids. Gene Ontology annotation, molecular function: ATP hydrolysis activity; microtubule binding; microtubule motor activity. The record is from RefSeq and is a predicted model, not a curated record.
UGAUUGGUCGUCCGGUCUCAGUUUAAAAACUGAACCGCGGAGACGAGAGAAGCAGCUAAAGCUAACGUUAUGGUCUUUUUUCGACGUUUCUUACUUCAAAUGUGAUGCAUGGUGAAUAAAAAAACAUCCAGAAGAUGAUGGAGUCUUGUUUUGCCGGGAAGGCAGAGAGAGUUGGACCGGUGGAGGUGGAUGACAUCAGGAAAGAUCUGUUUGGUGAAUUUGCCGCUCUUCCAGCCGAGGACGCUGUUCCGUCACAGUCAGAGAACCUACAGGUAUACCUGAGGGUUCGACCUUUCACUGCAGCUGAGAGUGACAGAGAAGGUUCACAGGAGUGUGUGACCAUCGAGGGACCGGACACUGUGGUCCUGAAGGCUCCUAGGAGCUGUCAAUCAAACAGACAGAAUGAGAAGUCCCUCCCACAGACGGCACAGAGGUUCAGCUUCACACAGGUGUUUGGUCCGGACUCCAGUCAGAGGAAGGUGUUCGAGGGUUCAGUUCGAGGUUUGGUCCGAGGCGUUCUGGACGGAGGAAACUGUUUGGUGUUCACAUACGGGGUCACCAACGCUGGAAAGACCUUCACAUUCCUCGGUCCGGACCACGACUCGGGUCUGUUGCCGCGCUCUCUGUCUGUGAUCUUUAACAGCAUUGAGGGUCGUCUGUACAGCCGGGUGGAUCUGAAGCCCCAGCGCUGCAGGGACUUCACCAGACUGACUCCAGACCAGCAGGCGGUGGAGCUCAGCAGCAAGAAGAACCUGCUGAGGCUGUUGAAAGAGAGUGACAAAAAUCUGACCGCUGGAAGAUCGACCUUUCUUGAUGGCUCGUCUCUCAGCACAGACAGCAGCGUGAACAGCACCUCGGACUCCGACAGUUUCUGUCUCGACGUCUCCUCAAACGUCCGUUAUUCUGUCUGGGUUUCUUUCUGUGAGAUUUACAACGACAACAUCCACGACCUGCUGGAACAGAUUCCCGGUGGACACCAGAGGAGGACGGUGCUGCGUCUGUCUCAGGACGUCAAAGGAAACUCCUUCAUUAAAGACCUGAGGUGGGUCCAGGUGAACAGCUCGGAGGAGGCCUACAGAGUGAUGAAGAUCGGGAAGAAGAACCAGAGUUUCUCCUCCACCAGACUGAACCAGCUCUCCAGCAGGAGCCACAGCAUCUUCUCCGUCAGGAUCCUAAAAGUGGACGACGUUGGAGUUCCCAGAGUCCUCGGUAUCAGCGAGUUGGCUCUUUGUGACCUCGCCGGCUCCGAGCGAUGUUCUCGAACUCAAAACACCGGAGAGCGACUGAAAGAAGCGGGAAACAUUAACAGCUCUCUGCUGACACUCGGGAAGUGCAUCAACGCUAUGAGACUUAACCAACACGCCAAGUUUCAGCACCACAUCCCCUUCAGGGAGUCCAAGCUGACCCACUUCCUGCAGUUCUUCUUCUGUGGUGCCGGCCGGGUCUCCAUGGUGGUCAACAUCAACCAGAACUCGUCCUGUUUCGACGAGACGCUCAACGUCCUCAAGUUCUCGGCUCUCGCCCAGAAGGUGGUUGUGUUGAAUACAAGGCCAGUUGUCGUGGACGACGCCCCCCACAGGUCGGCCAUGGAGCUGUCGAUGAUCAUCGACGAGGCUGAUCAGCGCAGAAACGUCUCCGGGCGGGGCAGGAAGAGCUCGCUGGUCGCUUGGGAAACGACCCUGGAGGACGUGCAGGAGGAUGAGGACGGUGAAGACUGGGAUGAGGAGGAAGAAGAAGAAGAAGAAGAGGAGGAGGAGGAGAGUGCGAUGGAGGGAACAGUGCUGGAGGCAGGAGGAGAGGAGGACGAGGAAGAGGAGGGGGACAGGACCAUGGAGGAAGACCACAGGUCCGACAGGGAGGCGGCGCUGCGUUUGGUUCUGGAGGCUCAGAUCAGAGAAGAAGUCAGCACUGAGUUCAUGGAGCUCUUCAACAAGAUGGAGAAAGACUACAGUGAGCGUCUGGAGAAGGAGAGAGAGAUCAUGGAGGAGCGAGCGGAGAAGAGGGUGGAGAUCCUGAAGAAUCUGGUCAACAAGACGGUCGACCUUUCUGCCGUCAACGCUGAGUCCACCAAGCAGGAGCAGGAGGCUCUGUUAGAAGGAUUCAUCAGCUCGAUGACUGAAGACCUGGAGAAAAUCAAAGAAGACGCUCAGAGUGCUCAGCGCUGUCUGACUGAACACGCACAUAUUGCAGAGCUUGAAGCGCUGCGACUGGAGAAGCAGCAGACACACGACCAGCUGCAGGAGGCCAUGGAGAGUCUGCAGCAGCAGAAAGAGAAGUUAUCAGACCUGAUGGAGAUCUGUCAGCAGAAAGACGACAUCAUUAACAAACUGCAGACGGCCAUGGACGACACGGUGGAGAACGCCACCAGAGACAAAGCUCUGGUGGAGACGAUAAAGGCGGAGCUGCUGGAGCUUCAGCAGACCUGCAGCUGUCUGAGGGGGAAAGGAGCAAAGAUGGAGGAGGAGAAAAGGAAACGGCAGCGCGACUCCCUGGAAGACGAAGAGGAGAGAGGACCUGCAAAGAAGAGAGUGGUUCUGGAGGAGGAGAUCUGGAGGCUCCAGGAGGAGAACGACAAGAAAGAGGCGACCAUCGCCGAGCUCAGAGAGGAAGAGGAGGAGAGGAGGAGGGCGCUGGAGGAAGAGCUGAGGCGGAGGGAGGAGGAGGUGGAGGAGCUGAAGAAGGAGCAGGUCUUACUGGAGCAGAAAGUUCUGCAGCUUACAGAUCUGGACGAGUGUUCAAACUGUGAGUCCGUGUUUGCGUCUCUGGAGUUGGAGCAGAGGGAAACUUCCAAACUGAGAAAGGAGAACAAAGCUCUGGUUAACGGGAUCUUCCAGCUGCAGACGGAGGUGACCGGCCUCCAGUCGCAGCUCAAACAGCGGACUGACUCGUCUGACAGCCUGUCAGAGCAGCUCGACACUGCCAAGACCCGCCUCCAAGUCCUGGAGAGCCAAUCAGAGGAGAAGACGACCUCCGUCAGCAGUCUGACACAGGAAGUGGAGCAGCUGAGACAGAAAGUGAAGGAGGAGGAGGGGCGGAGCAACAGCAGCAGCAGUGUUUUCCACGCCUCCAUGGAGGAGUUGAAGAAGGAGAGCAGGGCGGCGCUGGAGAGAUCGGCGGAGAAAUCCCAACAAAUCGAAGCUCUGCAGAGAGAAAAGAAACAGCUGGAAGAAAAUCUGACACAAAGUGAGAACAGGUGUGAGGAGCUCGGGGAGGAGUUAACCAAUCAGAAGGCAGAACUAUCUGGUCAGCUGGAGAGCCUGAAGGCGGAGCUUAAGUCAGAGUGUGGAGCUCUGCGAGGGCGACUGGAGGAGACGGUGCAAUCAGAGGAGGAGAGGAGGCGGAGCCAGGAGAGAGAGAAGGAAGAGCUCCAACGAGAGGCGACGGCGAGGGAGAAACUUCUGGAAGAAAGCUGCAGACAGGUGGAGACUCUGAGGAAAGAGCUGGAGCGUCUGAAGGAGGAGCUGCAGAGGAGAGAGGAGGAGGAGGAGGAGGAGGAGGAGGGGAAGGAGAACAGAGAGGUGGAGGAGAGGAAGGUGACGGUGGUGGACGAGCUGAAGGAGGAGAUCCUGAAACUGGAGGAGAGGAGGGGGAGACAGCGGAAGCAGCAGGAGGAGGAGGUGGGGGGGAGGAGCAGGGCGUUCGAGGCUGUGAGGAGAGAGAUGGAGAGGCUGCAGGCGAGCUCACAGAGAUGUGGUGGGCGUGUCCUCACAGAUCAGGACGCUCAAGUCUCUCCUCUGAGAUCCAACAUGGCUGACAGGAAGAAAACCCCCAGAACUACAGGGAGGAAGAGGAAGAGCUGUGAGAUGCAGGGCCUGGUGUUCAGCGAGAAUAAGAGAAACCGAGUGAGGAACACACGGAAAGACAAAGAGUCCUGCUCUGUGGUGAAGGAGAAGAGAGACGGCGCUCUGCAGAAGAUCGGAGAGUUGAUCCACAGCUCUCCCUCCAUCCUGGGCAGCAAAGCUAAAACCAUCCUCAGCCUGGUCAGUGGACCUGAGGCGGUUACCACGGCAACCAAACCAAAACGAGGCCGGAAAAAGCUUUUCAAGAAAGACGCGGAAUCGCCGCUGUUUGACUUGCCACACACGACGUCGGGCGGAGCGGACGAGGAGAAGGAGAGCGAUCACGUCAUCAUUAAGAGACAGCUGAGAUCAAAAACAUGCAGGAAGUGAAGACGAGGAGGAAAUCCUUUUAAAUAUCUGUACAGUUAGUUUUACUUUGUAUUUUUUAGGAGUGUUUGUUUUGUUUUUCAUCGUUGGGAGUGAAUAAAAAGAUGUGAGAGAACAACCCUUCUGACUUUAAUAAAAAUAAAAAUGAUUCCCAGCCUC